AUGGGCAAGGCCUACCAAGGCAAACAUGUCCUAUGCUCAAGAUCAAGGGCUAGCAUGUUCAUGUCAUAUGGCAAAGCCCACAUGAUCACCCACUACCAUGCCCAUGAUGGGGUGAUUGUGGAUCAUGAAGAAAACUAUGGAACAUGGAACAUGGAGCCCAAAACUCGAAGGGAAAAAUCAGAUUACUUGUUGGAUGACCCGAAAUUUUCCGCUCCAAUAGUGGCCUUAUCGAUUGUGUGCACUAACAACAAGUGCAAUUGCAGCACACUUGGGCUACAAGGAAACAGUAAGCAGCUGGAGCCAGUUAAAGAGGUUGCAGUGGUAUCAGGUACUGGGAAAUUUGCUACGCUUGAGAAGUAUUUCUUAGACAAUCCAAUUGGCUACUCAGUUGUAAAAUGGAACGUUACAGUGCAACAUUAUUAG
Messenger RNA from Prunus armeniaca (apricot), 423 nucleotides. Lineage: Eukaryota; Viridiplantae; Streptophyta; Magnoliopsida; Rosales; Rosaceae. The record is from the annotation of a GenBank genome assembly.